Drosophila navojoa is the source of this 1063-nucleotide messenger RNA. RefSeq lists its product as uncharacterized. NCBI's taxonomy places the organism in Eukaryota, Metazoa, Arthropoda, Insecta, Diptera, Drosophilidae. The record is from RefSeq and is a predicted model, not a curated record.
AUUCCAUUGUAUUUAUCGUUCCAUAUCUUUUGAGUUGCAUUGGGAACAAAUGAGAAUGCAUCUUGGGCCUCAAGUUUAAUUAUUUUGCUUGUAGUUGUUCAAGGCAAGGUCGAAAUGUUAAUUACUUGGCUAAACCGUUAAGUCUUAUGGAUUUUCCGUUACUUUAACAGUGCGUAUAGCACCAGUCAAUGCGUAGACGUGCUAAUUGAGACGACAGGUAAAAGUAGGAAACCCGCCAAAGCACGUGAACUUUUCUCACACCUCGCACUCGAGAUCGUCACGGGAACAGGUCUUCAGAGAUGCAAUCGAAAGCGUAGAAACAUAAACGGCCUAACGCUCGACCGGAGAGCACGAGACGAGCGCACAAAAUGAACAUAAUGGGCUUGCUCUUAACAUUGCUGCUGGUGCUGGACGCUGUGCAGGCAAUGGAUGCUAAUUUGACCACUUGGCGACAGCAUCGCAGACAGAAGCGUUUCCUGAUCUACGAGGACGGUGGCAUUAUAAAGCUGGUAACCGGCAUCGCAUUUCCCGUGGACUUGGGCGAAAAGCACGCCUGGCGUCAGCUGGUCUGCCUGAUGAACUUUCACUAUCAAUUCCCAGAGCCAACUUCUCCUGUCUACUGGUGGAGGCUAUGGAGUCAUGACAAAGGUCGCAGAGAUCACAGAGAUCACAGUUACCUUAAGGGUCCCCUUAAAUUAACCAAAGAGCAGCUGCGGCAGCAGAAGGCCUCGCAGCCCACCCAAGUGGAUGCAGCUCAACAGUUUCUAUACGAGCUCGCCUUGAAGUACAUGAAUCAACGUGGCCAAGAUGGCCAGGCCUGCCUGCAGCGCCUGAUUUGCGAGAACGGACAGGUCCACGAGCACAAUGGGCUCUAUGCGCAGCUGCUGCACCGAUUGCUCAUGCCCCACAGAUCUCUGCCUGAACAUUAUCUGGAUGCCUACAGCAUGGGCAGGCACGGCAUCAACUGUCGCCAGGCAUUUCCCACAGCUGUGCACUGCGUAUUGGAUGAUUAUGUGCAUGUCCAUGAACGCGGCCUGACGCAGAGCUAUGUGUAGGCUAGUAA